This is a messenger RNA of Vicia faba (fava bean), 450 nucleotides long. NCBI's taxonomy places the organism in Eukaryota, Viridiplantae, Streptophyta, Magnoliopsida, Fabales, Fabaceae. The record is from the annotation of a GenBank genome assembly.
AUGUUCGAUCUAAGCAUCGAUCCUCAAGAAGGCGAUGAUCUCUCUAUGUUAGAUCUAAGCACCAACCCUCGGGAAGGCGACGAUCUCUUUAUGAUCUAUCUAAGCACCAGCCCUCGAGAAGGCAAUGAUCUCUUUAUGUUCGAUCUAAGCACCAGCCCUCGAGAAGGCGACGAUCUCUUUAUGUUCGAUCUAAGCACCAACCCUCAAGAAGGAGACGAUAUCUCUAUGUUCGAUCUAAGCACCGACCCUCGGAAAGGAGACGAUCUCUCUAUGUUCGAUCUAAGCACAAACCCUCGGUUAGAUGAUGGUAAUGUAAAAAAUUACCAAGAACCUUAUCAUGAAGAUAAACUUGAAGAGGUUCCACCUGAGCCAUCGGUUGAACCUGGAUUGAGAAUAUCUACUAGAGAGCGUCAAGUUUCUCAAAGAUAUCCUCCACACGAGUAUGGAUGA